GUUUUGAGCAGGUUCGGUCUUCUUAUAUAUUCACAACCGUUCUAGAUACUUGAAAUUGUUAUCACUCAAACAUGCCCCUUAGUGAUCAUGCGCCCCGGUUGGAGUUCCUCAAGGGCUCCGCUAGCGCUCUCAAUGCUCUCAGUCCAUCAACAGCGGCCUACUUGAUGACCAUUCACAACGGCAUUCUCCGUGACGAAUUCAAGCCAUUAAACCAGCGGCUUCAAGAGACAUCGUGCGGUGCAUGUGGCAGUGUCAGAAGCCCGCAGUGGACCAAGAAUAUCGUCAUCCAGAAGAAAAGUGGCAAGCAGUCGAACGCAGGCAGAGCGAGCAAGGCCAGCUCUGAUGGAGCUACAAUCUUGAAAUGUCUCCGUUGCCGGCGACGGACCAUCAAGCCAGUCCGCAAAGAUGCAGCUCGUCCUGCACUACCACCAAAAGUUACUUCUACAGCGACAUCUACACCUGACAUUCAAUCAUCUGCAACUACAACGCCCCAGUCCGAACCAGCCAUCGAAUCAGCGGAUUCGAGCCGGGUGAAUAAAGCGGCCGACAAUGCCAACAGCAAAAAGCGGGCCAAGGCUCGCAAGCAAGGUGGGCUGCAGGCCUUGAUGGCAUCCAAGCAACAAUCCCGCAGCAAUUCAUCCUCACUUGAUCUCUUUGACUUCCUUCAGUAGUGAAGGUGACCUGCCAAAUAGUAUCCAAUUCCCUGCUGCUUUUGCUUUCACUGUCACGGACUGCCAAGACCGGAGUCUCGGCAGAUUCCUCCGAGAUGGAUUGGGCCUAGCGCGGGGUCACGCUAUCGGAGCUUCCCAAGAGCUGCGGCUGUUGAUGUGGAGCUCGCUCGAUUAUCCCCCAAGCAUCCUCUGCUGCUGUUGCUGUUGUUGCUGUUGCUACUGCUUCUUGGCUUGCGCUCUGUAUUGCAUUUAGUUUACUGCUAACUCCUUACCUCUUCGACACAAUGUCGUCUUACGAUGACGAGCACGAUCCUCAGGCGGAUGAACUCCGAGAAACCGCUCU
Molecule: messenger RNA, 1014 nt
Organism: Aspergillus piperis CBS 112811
Lineage: Eukaryota; Fungi; Ascomycota; Eurotiomycetes; Eurotiales; Aspergillaceae
Product: ribonuclease P Rpr2/Rpp21/SNM1 subunit
Exons: 1
Coding region: 72-671 (199 amino acids)
Biological process (GO): RNA processing
Source: RefSeq, a predicted model, not a curated record